AGAGGAGCCGCGCUUCAGGCGAGCAAAUUGGAAGGCUGCUGAACUACUUGACGGAGUGCCCGGGACUAGCAGCGGGCAAAUUCCAAAAAAUGCACGGCAAGUCUGAGAGCGACAGGAAGUGGAGUGAGCUGGCGGCAAGUGUAAAUACCAUCGGCGGAGAUGUUAAGACUGUCGAACAAUGGCAAACAGUGUGGCGCGAUCUGAAAAGCCGUACAAGUAUCAGGGUACGGGACAGGAAGAGGCAGCAAGCGUUAAGCGGCAACCGGCCGGUUAAUCAAGAGCCCAUAACAGAGGUUGAGAGGUGAGUUAUGGCGCUCAUCGGCAGCGAGUACGUUGAGGGCAAUGGAAGAGCUGUCGAAAAUGUGCCUGUGGAAGAGAAUUUGCAAUUACGUUUGGAGGAUGGAGACGAUAGUGUUGCCUCCGUACUAUCGACUACCACAGCAGCUGACGAUGGCGAGGUGAUGUGUGUGACACCCCGUGUUUCUGCUAAAAGGACUCCGCGUAGUAGUCUAAAAAGGAAGCGAGAAGAUGAGGAGAAGGAGAAGGAGAAGGAGAAGGAGAAGGAGAAGGAGAUGCAGGCCAAGCUCCUGGAAGUGUCCAGCAAGCAAGCAGAUGCUUUAAAGCUGUUAGCUGAAUGUAGUGCCGCCAAUACAGAAACCAACAAAUUGAUGGUUGAGGCGUUUAACAGAUUGGUGGACGUCAUUAGCUCCUGGACUUGAUAUUUUUAUAUAUAUAUUUUUAA
Messenger RNA from Rhagoletis pomonella (apple maggot), 742 nucleotides. RefSeq lists its product as uncharacterized. The record is from RefSeq and is a predicted model, not a curated record. The coding region runs from base 309 to 719 and encodes 136 amino acids. The transcript has 4 exons. NCBI's taxonomy places the organism in Eukaryota, Metazoa, Arthropoda, Insecta, Diptera, Tephritidae.